Messenger RNA from Cuscuta campestris, 1273 nucleotides. The record is from the annotation of a GenBank genome assembly. Lineage: Eukaryota; Viridiplantae; Streptophyta; Magnoliopsida; Solanales; Convolvulaceae.
AUGGUCCAAGGCGGAAAGGGGAAGCCGAAGAAGGGGAUUAAGAUUAAGGCUAGGACGGUCGGAAAGCCUAAAUCGAAGUCCACUUCAUCUGCAACCCAGAAACCCAUAGGAGGAGUUGCAAAGGGCAAAUGUCAUCACUGUGGUAAGGCAGGCCACUGGAGAAGAAACUGCAAGACAUACCUCGCAACCAAGAAGAAGGAAGGUACGACCAUUUCUUCUGAGGUGUAUGUUAUAGAAGUUAACAUGUCUAUAUCUUCAUCAUGGGUACUAGAUACUGGAUGUGGGUCUCAUAUCUGUACUACCAUGCAGGGACUGAAGCAGAGUAGACGGUUAGCUCGAGGCGAGAUUGAACUCCGAGUCGGCAAUGGUGCACCUGUUGCAGCUUUGGCAAUCGGAACUUAUAGUUUAGUCUUGCCUAGUGGUCUAAUGUUGGAAUUAAACGAUUGCUUGUACGUUCCUGCAAUUAGCAGAAACAUUAUUUCUGUUUCAUGUCUUGAUAAGAGUGGUUUCAUCAUUUCUAUUAAAGACAAGUCCCUUUCCGUUUACAGAAAGAAUGUUUUCUAUGCUAAUGCCAACAUGACCAAUGGGUUAUAUGUCCUUGACUUGGACAUGCCUGUCUAUAACAUAUCAGCCAAGAGGAACAAACCGAACGGUUUGAACCAAACAUACCUAUGGCAUUGUAGGUUAGGCCAUAUAAACGAGAAAUGCAUAUCCAAGCUACAUCGGUCGGGAAUGCUGGAGUCAUUUGAUCUUGAAUCAUAUGACACAUGCGAAUCUUGUUUAUUGGGUAAGAUGACCAAAUCUCCUUUCACCGGACACGGUGAAAGAGCUGGUGAUCUUCUGGCACUCAUUCAUAGUGAUGUGUGCGGGCUUUUCAAUACAACUGCACGAGAAUCAUUCUGGGGGUAUGCGCUGAGCACUGCAAUAUAUACUCUUAACCAAGUUCCAACCAAGGCGGUUGAAGGAACACCAUACCAGCUAUGGACAGGCAAAUGCCCGGUUCUGUCACACUUAAAGAUUUGGGGCUGUGAGGCUUAUGUCAAACGUCUUAUGACGAAUGGCAAGCUUGACGCUAAGUCUGAUAAGUGUUUCUUCGUGGGAUACCCAAAGGAAACUCGAGGGUAUUCAUUCUAUCACCCUAUCGAUAAGAAGGUAUUCGUUGCUCGCAAUGGUGUCUUCCUCGAGAAGGAAUUUCUCUCCAUCGCAACUAGCGGGAGAAAGAUAGAGCUCGAAGAAAUUCGAGACGACGAAGAAACUACCGCGCCGGUUCUGG